AUGACCCAGGAUAUGGACACAUCUCUCUCGGCACAGAUCGCUGCUUUGGCCGAUAGCGCGCAGACUCGAGGCCUCGAUGAGCAAGCACGUUCAGAAGCACUCAAUGCUGCUCGGCGUUUGGUAGCUGCUUUGGAGUCACCCGUUGAGAGAAUUAUUCAGGAUGUAGUGAUGCACUCCCCAGCUUUGAUGGCUAUUCGUAUGGGUGUUCAGCUGGGAAUUUUUACUCAGAUCAGCCAAAAGCCAGAAGGCGGCGCUUCAUCUCCGGAGAUCGCAGAGAACUCCGGUGCAAGCUUGGUUCUUGUUGACCAGAUUACUCGGCUUCUCGCCGCGACGGGAUAUAUCAAGCAGGAUGGAGUACAACACUUCAAGCCCUCGUCUCUUACCAUGGUGAUGGCAGACCCAGUCAUGGAAGCAACCACUCGAGCCUGCUUUGAGAUCGGCAACCUUUGCACUUCCAAAGCACCAGAGUUCUUCCGCAAAAACAAUAAUCAAUUCCCUAGUUCUGCCAAGGACACGCCUUUCCAACUAGGAUUUAACACCGAUAUGAACUAUUUCGAGUGGCUGGGCCACAAUCCCGAUCUGGCCAAGGAUUUCCAGCAAUGGAUGACACUAAAGCAGAAGACUACCAUUAACUGGGUUGACUGGUUUGACAUUCAGCGAUCAAUCAUUGAUGGCUCCAGUGGCAAGCCUGAGGAUGUCCUUCUCGUUGAUGUUGGAGGUGGCGAAGGGCAUUAUCUACGGCAAUUCCGCGAGAAAUUCCCCGAGACACCUGGCCGUUUGAUCCUACAAGAUCUGCCGCAGGUAGUUUCGACCGUUGAGAAUCUCCCGGAAGGUAUAGAAUUGACGCCGCACGACUUUUUCACUCCUCAAACAGUCAAGGGCGCGCGGGCAUACUUCAUGCACUGGAUUCUUCAUGACUGGUCGGACGAGCACUGCCGAUCCAUCCUGGCUAAUAUUGUCGAUGCUAUGGAGCCUGGUUACUCUCGUCUGAUCAUCCACGAGUCCAUCCUCCCGGACCUCCACUGCGAUCUGCCGUCUGCUUGUCUGAGCGUUAUGAUGAUGGUCCAGGUUGCUGCGUUUGAGCGAUCUGAGAAACAAUGGAGGGAUCUUCUUGCGUCUGUGGGACUGACGAAAGUCACCUUCUACCAGCCUCCUGGAAGUGGCGAAGGUAUUGUUGAGGCUUUUAAAUGA
This is a messenger RNA of Penicillium roqueforti, 1191 nucleotides long. RefSeq lists its product as uncharacterized. The record is from RefSeq and is a predicted model, not a curated record. NCBI's taxonomy places the organism in Eukaryota, Fungi, Ascomycota, Eurotiomycetes, Eurotiales, Aspergillaceae. Gene Ontology annotation, molecular function: O-methyltransferase activity. Bases 1 to 1191 code for a protein of 396 amino acids. The transcript is spliced from 5 exons.